CUGAACAGGAUGGCAGCGGAUGACCGGCACCUGGGUUCCAGCUGCGGCUCCUUCAUCAAGACCGAGCCGUCCAGCCCGUCCUCGGGCAUCGAUGCCCUCAGCCACCACAGCCCUAGCGGCUCAUCCGACGCCAGUGGAGGCUUUGGGCUGGCCCUGGGCACCCAUGCCAAUGGUCUGGACUCACCGCCCAUGUUUGCGGGCGCUGGGCUGGGAGGCACCCCGUGCCUCAAGAGCUACGAGGACUGUGCCGGCAGCAUCAUGGAGGACUCCGCCAUCAAGUGCGAGUACAUGCUCAACGCCAUCCCCAAGCGCCUGUGCCUCGUGUGCGGGGACAUUGCCUCUGGCUACCACUAUGGCGUGGCCUCCUGUGAGGCCUGCAAGGCCUUCUUCAAGAGGACCAUCCAAGGGAACAUCGAAUACAGCUGCCCGGCCACCAACGAAUGCGAGAUCACCAAGCGGAGACGCAAGUCCUGCCAGGCCUGUCGCUUCAUGAAAUGCCUCAAAGUGGGGAUGCUGAAGGAAGGUGUGCGCCUCGACCGAGUGCGUGGAGGUCGCCAGAAAUACAAGCGUAGGCUGGACUCGGAGAGCAGCCCUUAUCUGAGCUUGCAGAUUUCUCCACCCGCUAAAAAGCCAUUGGCCAAGAUUGUCUCCUAUCUACUGGUGGCUGAGCCAGACAAGCUCUACGCCAUGCCUCCUCCCGGCAUGCCCGAGGGGGACAUCAAAGCCCUGACCACUCUCUGUGACCUGGCAGACCGGGAGCUCGUGGUCAUCAUUGGCUGGGCCAAGCACAUCCCAGACACACCCAAGAUGCUCUCACGGCACACUGGUUGA
This is a messenger RNA of Nycticebus coucang (slow loris), 831 nucleotides long. RefSeq names its product steroid hormone receptor ERR2-like. Gene Ontology annotation, biological process: regulation of DNA-templated transcription. Gene Ontology annotation, molecular function: zinc ion binding; sequence-specific DNA binding; DNA-binding transcription factor activity. NCBI's taxonomy places the organism in Eukaryota, Metazoa, Chordata, Mammalia, Primates, Lorisidae. The record is from RefSeq and is a predicted model, not a curated record. The transcript has a single exon. The coding region runs from base 10 to 831 and encodes 273 amino acids.